AUGUCUCAACAAAACCCCAAUCUACCGAGCCCACCAGGUGGUCAAUUCGGAUUCAUGUCCAAGAUUGGUGCCACAGAUGCAGCCGUCCGUACUUUAAACGACCAGCCGUACCUAUUCACUAUUCUCGUUGUUGUCCUCAUCUCUCUCAUCCUUGAGGGCGUUUUCAUGUGGUACAUCCACCACGCGACUUUGAAACCCGGGCAGAUCAAAAAGAAGGAACCCAAGGGGGGCAAGAAAGCAGGAGGAAAGCCACCAGCAGCUCGAUAA
Messenger RNA from Daldinia childiae, 267 nucleotides. RefSeq lists its product as uncharacterized. The transcript has a single exon. NCBI's taxonomy places the organism in Eukaryota, Fungi, Ascomycota, Sordariomycetes, Xylariales, Hypoxylaceae. Bases 1 to 267 code for a protein of 88 amino acids. The record is from RefSeq and is a predicted model, not a curated record.